Coccinella septempunctata (seven-spotted ladybird) is the source of this 2441-nucleotide messenger RNA. RefSeq names its product TOM1-like protein 2. Gene Ontology annotation, cellular component: endosome; membrane. The record is from RefSeq and is a predicted model, not a curated record. Lineage: Eukaryota; Metazoa; Arthropoda; Insecta; Coleoptera; Coccinellidae. Gene Ontology annotation, biological process: signal transduction. The coding region runs from base 117 to 1544 and encodes 475 amino acids. Gene Ontology annotation, molecular function: ubiquitin binding; clathrin binding; phosphatidylinositol binding. The transcript has a single exon.
GAAUGUCGUAAAUGACAAAUUGUCCUAAAAAUAAAUAGUUUUCAUCACGUCAAAACAUCAAAGAUAAAUACGGAAUAUUGAAGUGUAAUUUGUUGUAGAAAUUUUUUAUUUAAACAAUGACUUCUUUUUUUGGUAAUGCUCUUGGGGGAAUUGGGGCCAUUGGGGGCAACCCCUUCGCAACACCCAUAGGAAUGAAGGUAGAACAAGCUACAGAUGGAUCGCUGGCAUCUGAAAAUUGGGCGCUAAACAUGGAAAUAUGCGAUCUUGUAAAUGAGUCAGAGGAGGGACCAAGGGAUGCUAUCAAGGCAAUCCGUAGAAGGCUGGUUCAAAAUGUUGGCAAAAAUUACACAAUCAUCAUGUACACCCUCAUUGUUCUGGAAACCUGCGUGAAAAACUGUGGAAAGCGCUUCCAAGUACUAGUAUGCACGAAAGAUUUCAUUCAGGAACUUGUGAAGUUGAUUGGACCGAAAAACGAUCCACCAACAGUAGUGCAAGAGAAAGUUCUCAGUCUUAUUCAGGCUUGGGCUGACGCUUUCCAAAACGUACCUGAAAUGUCUGGUGUGGUUUCUACAUAUAAAGAUUUGAAAGCUAAGGGUAUUGAGUUUCCAGCUACGGAUCUCGACGCUCUGGCUCCCAUCCAUACACCUAAAAGAUCUGUUAAUGAACAGCCUGUAACAUUGGAGCCUCAAACACAAACUUCACCAACUCGUCAAGUAGCGAGUCCCACUGGUGGUUUGUCUCCAGAGCAGAGAGCUAAACUUCAGUCUGAAUUAGAUGUUGUGCAAAGCAACAUGAAUGUCCUUGGUGAAAUGCUGAGUGAAAUGACGCCAGGUAAAGAAAACGUUGACGAAUUGGAGCUUUUGCAGGAACUGAACAUUGCAUGUCAUUCUAUGCAAGAAAGACUGAUGGAGCUCAUCAGCAGAUUGCCUAACGAUGAACUAACUGCUGAAUUAUUGAGAAUAAAUGACGAUAUGAACAACUUGUUCUUACGUUAUAGUAGAUGGGAGAAGAACCGGGAUGCAAAGGGACAAUCCCCUUCAGCAAUUAUAUCCAAAGCUUUUCCACCAAUGGGCAAACCCACCCUGGAAGCUUCUGAUAGUCUUAUUGAUUUUGAUGACGAUUUGCCUGAACAGCUGAGUAAAUUGAGCACAUCUGACGCAACUGCUUCGUCCCAGUUGAGUAAAAUCAAUACUGUUUCUGCUAAAAACUCAGUAAAACCCGAAGAUGACUUCGAUAUGUUUGCCCAGUCGAGAAAUGUCACCUAUGAAUCAUCUAAAACUUCAGGAAGUACCUAUGAGGAUAAUUUGGAACCAAAUCAAGUAUCAGGGGGUCUCAGCUCUCUCACCUCUAAUCCCAAAUCAGAAGAAUUGGAAUUCCAUGAAAUGGCCAAUUGGCUCGGUGCCACUGGGGGUAACGAAGAAUCUGUGACUAGCAGCGAAUUUGAGAGAUUUCUUGCUGAAAGAGCCGCUGCUGCAGAAUCAAUAGCUCCCCUAAGUGGCACUCAAAAUGCCCCUAAAAAAGAAGAGGGGCAUUUUCCACUGUAAGUUAACCAAAAAUAUUCAUCAUUAUUAAGAUCAAUGUGAGUUAAUCUGGAGCAAGCAGAUUGUUGAUCAGUUUUUUGUUAUCUUAUGAUUUUGUUGACUAUUUUAUAAGAUUUUAUGGGCUUUUCAUAGUCGAUAUCAAACAAUACCAAAUUAAUAUAUUGUGAUUAGAUGUCAGAACCUGAAUUUUAUAUUAUAAUCUUAUAAUUUCCCCAGAUACCUCUAUCAAAAUGUAUUGAAGACAAAGGUUUCAAAAUUCUAGAGUCUUUAAUUGUUAUUUACCUUGUAUGAAAAAUAUUUGAAAUUGAAAGAACUGAUUAAUUAAAAUAAUAUUGGUCAAAUAAUUGAAAAUGUAGAUAGUAAGAGUUUCAUUCCACUGUAAUUGAUUUUAUGAUUUAUAUAGUAAGUUAUAUAAUAUGUAACAUAGGAUUCUUCAUUUGCAUAUUGAUAAAAAUCAACUCCUUAACAAUACCAGAAUCUAAUUAACAAAAAACCCGUAUAUUUAUUAUUGAAUCUAUUUAAAUAUAAGUUUUAUUCUUAAGAUAGUCUGUACGAUUUGAUUUUAUUGAAAUUCAGUGCGUUUAUUGCUUUGUUAUCUUGUGUAUCGUCAUAUCUGAAACCUAUAAAAGGAUUAUUUUUUAUGCGGAUGGUUAAUCACUGGAGCAACAAUGCUUUGGAAACUGCUUUAGCGAGAUUAUUACAAAUGCUGCUAGACUAAUAAACUAGUUUUGAUUGCAUUUGGUGGCGAAAUACGCUAGAAUUAAUGUUAUGUGUAUUACUCCGCUAUUCAUAGUAUUAUUUCAUAAUUGUAUGGAUUAUUUACAGAGUGAUAAAUGUUCAAUUUAUAAUCGAGUUAGCCUUUUUUUCAAUAAACUAUCAUUAUUAUGUGUUUUCCUACAA